Messenger RNA from Aspergillus homomorphus CBS 101889, 1817 nucleotides. Its product is annotated as pyridoxal phosphate-dependent decarboxylase family protein. The coding region runs from base 1 to 1686 and encodes 561 amino acids. The transcript has 2 exons. Gene Ontology annotation, cellular component: cytoplasm. NCBI's taxonomy places the organism in Eukaryota, Fungi, Ascomycota, Eurotiomycetes, Eurotiales, Aspergillaceae. Gene Ontology annotation, biological process: carboxylic acid metabolic process. Gene Ontology annotation, molecular function: pyridoxal phosphate binding; carboxy-lyase activity. The record is from RefSeq and is a predicted model, not a curated record.
AUGGCUGCUUCAACGUCAACGGAUCGCGCGGAGGAAGUCAAGAGCCUCCUGAGCGCCGUCGAAGAUCUUCUGAUCCCCUUCAUUCGCAGCGCGGAUACGGACCGUUUUGACUCCAAGUCCCUGACCCCGAACGAUCACAAUGGCACAUCGCUAGUCGAGUACAAAAAGCCCGAGGAGCUUCAACAAUUACUUCAGUUGAGCCUGCCGCAGGAAGGCAGCGGGCAAGAUGGGCUGGUGGACGUGCUCCGUCAGGUUCUCCGCUACUCGGUCAACACCUGGCACCAGGGCUUCCUCGACAAGCUGUACGCCUCGACGAACGCGCCGGGCGUCGCAUCGGAGCUGAUCCUGGCCACGCUUAACACCAAUAACCACGUCUACCAGGUCUCGCCGGCCCUGAGCAUCAUUGAGAAGUACACGGGACAGCGACUGGCGCGGCUCUUCGGCCUCAGCGGGCCCCGCGCCGGCGGCAUCUCCGUGCAGGGCGGGUCGGCGUCCAACACGACCUCCAUCGUGAUCGCGCGCAACACCCUGUACCCCGACACCAAGCGCGAGGGCAACGGGUCGUACCGCUUCGUGGUCUUCACCAGCGCGCACGGGCACUACAGCAUCGAGAAGGCGGCGCAGAUGCUGGGGCUGGGCAGCAGCGCGGUGUGGGCGGUGCCCAUCGACAAGCAGGGGCGCAUGAUCCCGGCGGAGCUGGAGCGGCUAGUCCAGCAAGCUCUAGCGGAGAAGCGCACGCCGUUCUACGUCAACGCGACGGCCGGCACGACGGUGCUGGGGUCGUUCGACCCGUUCGUCGAGAUCGCAGCCAUCUGCAAGCGGUACAAGCUGUGGAUGCACGUGGACGGGUCGUGGGGCGGGUCGUUCAUCUUCUCGGCGCAGCAGCGGCACAAGCUGGCGGGCGCCGAGCAAGCCGACAGCAUCGCGAUCAACCCGCACAAGAUGCUGGGGGUGCCGGUGACGUGCUCGUUCCUGCUGGCGGCGGACCUGCGGCGCUUCCACCGCGCCAACACGCUCCCCGCGGGCUACCUGUUCCACAACGCGGACACGGCGGCGGACGACGACAACACCACAGCCCUGGACGCGGCCGUCGACUCGCCCGAGGUCUGGGACCUGGCCGACCUGACGCUGCAGUGCGGUCGGCGCCCCGACGCGCUCAAGCUCUUCCUGGGCUGGACCUACUACGGCACCGCCGGCUACGAGCGCCAGAUCGAUUCCGCCUGCGCCGUCGCCGCCCACCUCGCCACUCUGGUCCAGCAAAACGACAACUUCCGCCUCGUCAGCGAGAACCCCACCCCGUGCCUGCAGGUCUGCUUUUACUACGCCCCGCGCCGCGAGAUGGUCUACCCGCGCGGGCCCGUCACCUCGCCCGCCGCUGAAGCAGACCGCGCCAAGGCCAACAGCAAGGUCACCGAGCAGAUCACCCACGCCAUCGUCAGCAAGGGCUUCAUGGUCGAUUUCGCCCCGCCCAGCAGCGACGAGGAUGCCGUCGGCGACGGCAAGUUCUUCCGCUGUGUGGUCAAUGUGCAGACCUCCACCGAGACGGUCGAGGCGCUGCUCGGCGCCAUCGAGCAGGUCGGUCCCGCCAUCGUGGAGAAGCUCAAGGCGGAAGACCACAAGCGUCGCGCCGAGUUCCCGCAGCGGAGACUCGCGGAAAGAGGGCAUGGGCCCGUCGUACAUCACUAGAUCGGCCUCAUCCUCGCCUCUGGGAACCGGGACAUUCGUACAAACAAUUUCGAGUACAUACAUCUACAGCAUGGUAGACCUGGUUCACAGAUACUGUACAGGUCAAGGGUCAAGAAAAGACACAGAAACUC